GGCAGCUGGAGGUCGACCUUGGGGAGUUAUCAGAAUUUGCUGCGCAUUGUUAAUGUCUGAGUCUGCAUGUGACUACCUUAAGAGGUUCCUAUCAGAGGUUGAUGGUAUUCUAGGAAUAUUUGUUGCUGAUAAAGAUGGAGUAGUUAUCGCUAGUGCUUCCAUGGAUGAUAUGCCUGACCAAGCCCAUCUUCCAUAUGUAACCGCAGCAUUCAUUGUAUCUUUACAGCAAGUGAAUAAAAUGGAUCUUGGUAAAUUAGAAUGGAUGAUCACUAGUUACCAAGAGAUGGUGAUAUGCCAGUUCCACUUCUCGCAUCGGUCAACGUUCCCGUUAUUUUUGACGGUUGUUGGUUCAAGUGAUUGUAACAUUGGAGCUAUAAUUGCUCUGGAACCAUCCAUCCGUCCACUACUAAAUCGAUUGGCGCUAGAGGCAGCAUCAAGAUUACAAAAUGAAGCUAUGCUAAGCCGAACUACUAACGGUCCUUAUUUUCGAGUGUGA
Molecule: messenger RNA, 496 nt
Organism: Heterobilharzia americana
Lineage: Eukaryota; Metazoa; Platyhelminthes; Trematoda; Strigeidida; Schistosomatidae
Source: the annotation of a GenBank genome assembly